AUGUUUUUGUUUCCAUACACCUCGUUCUCUUCCCUGUCUUCUUUCCUCUUAAUCAUCCCGCUUCCUUUCUCUCUCUCGUUUUAUCUCACUGACUCCAACCCACUUUUAUCCUUUGAUAGUCAAGUCAGAGAGGUGCACCUCUACACAGAUAACCACAGGAGAGGGAUGUAUCUGCAGAUGACCCUGGAUGGGAGAGUGUCAGGAAGUGAUGUGCAGACCCCUUACAGUGUGCUGGAGCUGAAAUCAGUGAAACCAGGCCAUGUAGCCAUCAAGGGGCAGUCAUCGUCUCUGUUUCUCUGUGUGGACAGCGGAGGCCGUUUGAGGGGACAGAGGCUCUACACAGAGGCUGACUGCACCUUCAGAGAGCUGCUGCUGGCAGACGGAUACACCCGUUUCCUCUCCUCACACCACGGAUCUCCUGUGUCUCUGGCAUCAAAACACUCCCCCAACCGACACACAGUCCCCUUCACUCGAUUCCUGCCACUUAGGAAUACUUUGGCAGGGGAGAGUGUGUCUGAACGGCCACCAAACACUCAGAGAUCUUUCAACGUGGACUCUGAUGAUCUUCUUGGAAUGGGUCUAAAUGCUGUGGUCAGUCCUCAGUUCUCAGUGGACAAGUAA
Molecule: messenger RNA, 621 nt
Organism: Chelmon rostratus (copperband butterflyfish)
Lineage: Eukaryota; Metazoa; Chordata; Actinopteri; Chaetodontiformes; Chaetodontidae
Gene: fgf21
Product: fibroblast growth factor 21
Exons: 4
Coding region: 1-621 (206 amino acids)
Biological process (GO): positive regulation of protein phosphorylation; fibroblast growth factor receptor signaling pathway; regulation of cell migration
Cellular component (GO): cytoplasm
Molecular function (GO): growth factor activity; fibroblast growth factor receptor binding
Source: RefSeq, a predicted model, not a curated record